This is a messenger RNA of Dendronephthya gigantea, 2343 nucleotides long. Its product is annotated as meteorin-like protein. Gene Ontology annotation, molecular function: hormone activity. The record is from RefSeq and is a predicted model, not a curated record. NCBI's taxonomy places the organism in Eukaryota, Metazoa, Cnidaria, Anthozoa, Malacalcyonacea, Nephtheidae. Bases 426 to 1283 code for a protein of 285 amino acids. The transcript has 3 exons.
CCCACACAAAUAGACACGGUGUCCUCUUAGAUGCAAUCGCUUUCGUCUAGUCUAACGGCUGCCCGCGUCCCAGGCCGAGGCCGAUCCAUAUUGGCCGAUCGUUAUCGAGCACCGCAAAUCACUUUGACGUUGAUCAAACAUUCUGUUGACCAGGAAGACGAAAGCAAAGCCAUUAGCGACUUGACAAGUGGACAAUUUGCUACGCUCGACGACGUAUUGCGACGCACAAUAUAAUUGAUGUAUGCUUAAGUCUUUAUUGUUUGUUUCCUGCUGCAGAUCAAAAAACGUUUCUCCCGCCUUCCUGAGUUCUCGGCAGCCAACACAAAAGAGCCUGUUUUGGUCCCAGCACCGUGCACCGUAGCAGUCUCCUUUGAAUACAAACCGCGAGGAUAUCACCGCCAGCUUCGCCUCGCUUUGCCAACAAAAUGAUUUCGUUCGGAGCGACUUGGCAUCUGCUGUUAUUUAUAUUGGUUCUAGUCUCCUCGGAAGAAUCUGAUAUCAUCGAAGGACUGUGCAACUGGACAGUAAGGGCUGCCGAGAGGACAAUGCCAGCCAGCGUCUCCCCCGUCCACUUCUACGCUUGCGAAAGAGGUCAGCUAACUUGGGAGGAACCGUACGGGGGGGUUCAAAUGACCUUCAAAAGUGCGGUGCCUGAGGACACUCACGGAGCUUACAAUGUGUGCAUCUCCUCGUUAAAUACUGGUUUUGAUAUUUUCACGCAAAACAAAGACAAUUUUAAGCUUUUACGGAGCUACAAAACGUUGAAUACAUCCGCGGAUAUAUGCGUCAGUUCGCAGGGGAAAAACGUUAUGAUUUACAUGGAAUCUGGUAAAAAUAUACACACUAAAAAAGCUGUGUUUACGUACAGAACAGUGUUUCUUGGAAACGGUCGAGGUUCGCGCAGGCCGAAGGAUUGUAAAAUCUGCUCGAGGAAAGAGUUGAUCAAAAGCUUUUGCAACAGUGACUUCGCUGUCCAUGGCAAUGUCAAACACAUGAGUACGGUUGGCGGGGCCAAGGAGCGUGGAGAGGUGCUUGUGGUUGUAAAGAAAGUCCUUCGCCAAACGGCGAACAUUUUCCAAUCAAAAGGUAGCUCUUCUGAAAUUCUCGGAAGCGUAAACUUCCCGCUGUAUUGCCAUUGGAAGAAACGCUCGAAGCACGGCUAUCUUUUUACGGGAAAGUUGGAACCCGGAUGGGGACCGGUCGUUCGCUGUCGGAUAAAGUUCGGAUUGUGGCGGAGGCUGUACCACAGGAAAAUUUGCAGUACAAUCGUGGCGAGAACGUAGCGCAUGCGCAGGCGGGCAAGUUGUCUCUCUGGCCGGUUUUCGGAGAGAUUGCAGUAAUUUUGGCCAUUUUGGCGGACAACACCGAAAAUUAUUUAUAUACUUUUCAGGCCUUUGCUGGGUAAAAUUAUUCGAGAUGUGAAAGCUCGUGUUAUUUUCCCCUUAUCGUUGAUAAAUGGUUAAUCCAGGGCUCGAUAAUUACAACAUACUAUUGCGGUGCAAUUAAGUGUCUUAAACACAAGGUGCGAGAAGAAAUCAUGGCGAAUUUUUGAUCAGCUGCAACAAAGCCAUGGGACCGAUUGUAUGAAACUUCAAACUAUAUAAAAUAACCGUUAGCGUCAAUAGGAAGAUGUUCAGAACUGGGCGCUUUCUCUUGGGCGGUCGAAAUGGUCAAAACGGUCAUAUUUUGAAUUGAAAUUGAGUACUUAGUUCGAAUGAAUGCAAAACUGCAUUUCCCGUGCUAGGCAGAUGUAAAUAACGAUAUAUACUUGAAUGCAGAGUUCUUGAAACACUUACAAACUCAAAAAAAUACCAGUAAUCUGUCUGUACGGUACAAUUGCACCGGUCUGGCCAUUUUUAGCGUAUAAAGGAAAACGUCUCUGGCUUCGGAUGUUAAUUCGGAAUUAUUUGAUGCUAUAUUAUGAUUAGACAAUUCUGUCACUGAAUAAUAUAGAGUUAAAAGUUACACAACUUUCUUUUUAAUAUAGAUACAGGUUAUAUACAACCAGCCCCAAGCCGUUUGUUCUUCCCGUAUAUUUUGCGUUUUAAGCAACGAAUUGUAUUGAAUAAGCCGAGCUGGAGGAUCAGUUCCAGUCCAUUUCUGUUGUUUAAGUCAGCACGGUCGACUACCGCGCCGACCACAACUAUAAAAAGGGAUUGGCACUGGUCCUCGGUAAAUUAAACCAAGGAAUCAACGGUUUUGUACAAAAACGAUGCAUUGGUAAGGUGUAACUACCUAUGUAUAUGACAGACCUGCUAUAUAAGCCUAUAUAUACAAAUAUAUAUAAUUAUAUCACCAAUUAAACAAUUAUAAAGACAAGGUUUUAAUAUCGAAAUAUAUAUA